UGAGUGGGGGCUGCCGCCUGUCGAGGGACCGCAGCCCGGGUCAGCAGCAGGGAGAAGAGCCGCGAGAGGCUGCUGCGGCGGGGGGAGGCAACUAAUCUUCAACAAUGUCUUUCAUUUUUGAAUGGAUUUACAAUGGCUUCAGCAGCGUGCUGCAAUUUUUAGGAUUGUACAAGAAAUCUGGAAAACUAGUGUUUUUGGGCUUGGACAAUGCUGGUAAAACCACUCUUCUGCACAUGCUCAAAGAUGACAGAUUGGGUCAACAUGUCCCUACGCUACAUCCAACAUCAGAAGAGCUGACUAUUGCUGGAAUGACUUUCACAACUUUUGAUCUCGGUGGACAUGAGCAAGCACGCCGGGUUUGGAAGAAUUACCUGCCAGCAAUUAAUGGGAUUGUCUUUCUGGUGGAUUGUGCUGAUCAUUCACGUCUCAUGGAGUCUAAAGUUGAGCUUAAUGCACUAAUGACAGAUGAAACAAUAUCCAAUGUGCCAAUCCUUAUCUUGGGUAACAAAAUUGACAGACCAGAGGCCAUAAGUGAGGAAAAACUGCGGGAGAUUUUUGGGCUUUAUGGACAGACCACAGGAAAGGGAAAUGUGCCACUGAAGGACCUGAACACACGCCCCAUGGAAGUGUUCAUGUGCAGCGUGUUGAAGAGACAAGGCUAUGGCGAAGGCUUUCGUUGGCUAUCACAGUACAUUGACUGAUGUUUGGACAGACAUAGAGUUUUACUCCUCUGGACUGAUCCUGUUCACAGCUUCCUUAUGGACUUUUCUAUUAGAAUGUGGAAGGCUCUCCUGCCACAUAUUGGCAUUGACCAAGAGACUCCUGGUUUUCAACUAUCCUGUUGCACAGUGGUGACACAACUCUUUUCCACAUGACUGGGAGAUAACACAAUUCUGCACACUGGUGCAAGUUGUCCCUUUCAGUUGCCAUUGUUUCCCACAGAACCCAUGGCUUUCAGUUACAAUGGGGCUGGUGUGAUCUGGAAUCCAAAACUCUGCACGCUGUACUGCAACACCUGAAAAAGAGAAUACGUCUCACCACUGUGGCUAAUUGACUUAAAGAAAGCAAUUAUAUUUUUUAAAAAAAGUGUUAAUGUAAGCAGUGUCCCUUCUAACUUUUUGGUUUAACAUUUAUCUUGUUUGGUCCAGAGUCUAUUAGGGUUUUUUAAAAUCUAUUUAAUGGUAUUUAGAUAUUUCCCAAAUUAAUGAACCACGUAUCAUGAUAUUAAAGUCCUAAAUAAACAUAGAUUUGGGCUUAACUGGUCUAUAGGAUGGUUGUGCUGUGUCACACUGGGUGAUCAUGAAGAGGAUGCUGUUGGGACUGACUUGUGCAAUGAAGCUUCUUUAACUUACAGGGAUUUUAGUUGAAAAAGGACACACACAAGCACGUCUGUUCUGUUGCUGCCUCAUGCUUAGGUGUUUGAAUGCAGUUUCCAGUUUCAGCCUCCUAAAGUGGUGAUGCUAUGAAAGGGACAGUGUAGCUGUCUUGUUCAGUUUCCCAUUAGCAGUCUUUCUGCUGUGGUGGAUUAGGUUUAUUGGGUUCUCACUCUAGAAUGUAGGAUGUUCUUUGUUGCAGGGUUCCACUGUAUUAUAACUAAAAAUCAUGACGUUAUUUUGUUGUUGUUGUAGCAUGAGUGUUCAGCAUUUGCAUCUGAUAAGGUUGUUCAUGUAGACUGCACCAGCUUCUUUUUAUACUUAACAGACUUUGUCUGAAGUUUCAUUAUUGUCUAGAGCUCCUCCUUUUCAGUUAAAUAAAAUAAAGACAUAUCUUCCUCUACAAGGGGUGGUGAUACUUAGUUGAAACUUAUUCAAGCUUUCAUAACUGGAAAGUACCCUUCAUCAUUAGGGGAAAGUGAAGAAUCUUAUUGUGACACUAUGCAAUGUAAGGCCUGAGAACAGCUUGUGUGUACUUGCCUGCCACAACCUCUCUCACACACCCAAUAGUUCACAGAAAAAUUAUAUAUGAAUGGGAAGUAAAACAAAUGUUAGAUCUUAAACCCUGUUGAUUCUUGUCCUGCUGACAUUAUUCUGAUUAAUCCCCACAAGAGAUAUCAUUAUACUCCUGUAAAAUGGAGAAUAGAUUCAGCUCGAAAAUAGCCUGACACUUAAUUCCCUAUACCAACAUCUGUUACUCCUAAUGAGGGAAAGAGGAACUUUGAGUACUAGUUCAAUAAUUUAUCCCCAAUCUUUCUUUUUGGCAGCUGAUUGCCUUUCCCACAGGUGGUGGUAGUGAACAUUAGGAUACAGUUUAUACUUAUGCUGAGUUUGUCAUUUUGACCUAGCUUCAUCAACCAUUCACUGGAGUGUCGGAAGCCAUAUAUUUUUCUACGGUAAGUGUUGGAAUCUCCUGCGUAAAUGUCACUGUGGAGUACUCAACAGUAGCAUGUGAUACUGCCAUGUGUCAGGUAUGAAUUUAGUUUUACAACCAGAAAAAGGUUAACUGUGCUGCAAAAAUGGUACAUAUGUUCUUCUGAUGCUGGCAUAGAAACAUAUAACCCUUAUAUUUCAAUAAGUGAGUGGUUCUAAGUUGAGCUGAGCUUUCUAUGGGCAAAGAUUCAAGGAAUGUCAGAUUUGCUGAAGAGGAGGGGAACUGAUAGAAGGUUGACUCUUCCUAGGGUGUAGAGCAGUGCUUCUCAAAGCCGGUCCGCUGCUUGUUCAGGGAAAGCCC
Molecule: messenger RNA, 2667 nt
Organism: Terrapene triunguis (Three-toed box turtle)
Lineage: Eukaryota; Metazoa; Chordata; Testudines; Emydidae
Gene: SAR1A
Product: secretion associated Ras related GTPase 1A
Exons: 7
Coding region: 105-701 (198 amino acids)
Biological process (GO): vesicle organization; membrane organization; endoplasmic reticulum to Golgi vesicle-mediated transport
Cellular component (GO): COPII vesicle coat; endoplasmic reticulum exit site
Molecular function (GO): GTPase activity; GTP binding
Source: RefSeq, a predicted model, not a curated record